AUGAAAUUCCUUCUCAUCCUUCUUGCCGUCGUUGUCGUCGUCGCCGGCACCCAACAGGAUCGCGCUGAACGACGUUGCGGAACUGAGCUCUACAAUGUGCUGAAGAAGAUCUGUGUACACGGAAUCCAACCAACUCAGAUGAAGGCGUCAGACAUGUGCUGCUUGAAUCGUUGUACAUACAAAUCAUUAUACGAGGUGUUCUGCAAGAAGGAGCCAAAGACAAUUCUCAAUAUGUGA
Messenger RNA from Caenorhabditis bovis, 237 nucleotides. NCBI's taxonomy places the organism in Eukaryota, Metazoa, Nematoda, Chromadorea, Rhabditida, Rhabditidae. The record is from the annotation of a GenBank genome assembly.